ACAAAUACAGCUUCACAGAACCGCCACAUAAAGGAGGCCUCCAAGGAAAGGGUCUUAAAAUACCUUGCAGACAGCUAGUUCUCCUUGUGCAGAUAAAAUGAGGGUGACUUGGACAGUGUACAAUGGGCUGUGGAGCCCUUUGCCCUAAAGUAUCUGAACUACAAGAAGAAGGAAUAAAUGCCAUUAAUUUGCCUCUCAGUCCAAUUCCAUUUGAACUAGACCCUGAGGACACGAUGCUGGAGGAAAAUGAAGUCCGAACAAUGAUUGAUCCAAAUUCAAGAAGUGAUCCCAAAUUACAAGAGCUAAUGAAGGUUUUAAUUGACUGGAUUAAUGAUGUAUUGGCUGGAGAAAGGAUUAUUGUGAAAGACCUUGCGGAAGACAUGUAUGAUGGACAAGUAUUACAGAAAUUAUUUGAGAAACUUGAGUGUGAAAAACUGAAUGUUGCUGAAGUCACACAGUCUGAAAUUGCUCAGAAGCAGAAGUUACAGACAGUUCUUGAAAAGAUCAAUGAAACCCUUAAACUUCCUCCAAGGAGUAUCAAGUGGAAUGUUGACACUGUUCAUGCAAAAAGUCUUGUAGCAAUCCUUCGACUUUUGGUUGCAUUGUCACAAUAUUUUCGGGCACCAAUCAGACUCCCAGACCACGUGUCCAUUCAGGUUGUGGUUGUCCAGAAACGAGAAGGAAUCCUCCAGUCCCGACAAAUCCAAGAGGAAAUAACUGGUAACACUGAGGCAUUAUCAGGAAGGCAUGAACGGGAUGCAUUUGACACUUUAUUUGACCACGCCCCAGACAAGCUCAAUGUUGUAAAAAAGACUCUCAUCACUUUUGUGAACAAGCAUCUGAAUAAACUGAAUUUGGAGGUUACAGAACUGGAAACCCAGUUUGCAGACGGUGUAUAUCUAGUGCUGCUAAUGGGUCUCCUGGAAGGUUAUUUUGUGCCCCUGCACAGCUUCUUCUUGACUCCUGAUAGUUUUGAACAAAAGGUUGUGAAUGUGUCCUUUUCAUUUGAACUAAUGCAAGAUGGAGGGUUGGAAAAACCAAAACCAAGACCAGAAGAUAUUGUAAAUUGUGACUUGAAGUCAACUUUGAGAGUGCUGUACAAUUUGUUUACCAAAUACCGGAAUGUGGAGUGAGGAAUUGAUUUGGAACAGAUGAAUGGGUGUUAACAAAACAACCCAUCACAGCAAUCAUAUUCUUUAUGGUCAUUUCUUUGCAUUUGCAUUUGUAUUUUCUAAAGGAGCUGAAUCACUUCUCAAAAGCGUGUUGAACUGAUUAUUCUUGUUAUACUUUUCAAACCCUUAUGCUUAAAAUUAAGGCUACAGUAAACCAAGUUAAAUGAUAAAGUAAAAGAUUUGAAGGGAGAUAACUAGGUACCUUCUGGGGAAACCCAUCUCUCAUUAACGGUUUUUAUUCUAUUUUAAAAUACUCAGAGCAAUGAGCAGCAGACUUGAUAGCUUUAAUUAGGCUUGACUUUGGAAGUUAAUUGUAAGAGGUUAUCUUCAGCUAUAUCUUAAAUAUUAAUUAAAAAAACAGUUAUUUUUCUAAUCCGAGAGAGGACAAGAUCUUUUACCUAUAAUAAGAUGGAUGCAUCAAGAGAUCCUGCUAAUUUACUGAAGGACAGGUAGAAUGUGAUGGUUCGCAUUGGAGCUAAGAAGAGAACUGCUAAAGACACUAAACCUAAGUUAAUUUUUUUAUGUUGUAUGUUUUUUGUGUACUAACUGAAAUGACUACUUACUCCUUCAAACUUGCAAUGGUGUGAUGUUCUGAUUUAAAUGUGCAUUUAAAACAGCACUCUUUACAUUUUGUAUGCUUGAUUUUGUGCUAUGAAAAGACCUUUAUUACACAUUUCAAAAUUCAGAACAGUGUCAAAAGUUUAUAAUACAGCCUCUUCAAAUGUCUAGGAUCUCUCCUAAAAAGACACCCAGGGAAAGCAGAAACGGAAGUAAAGGAAUUGUUUUUACUUAAAAUUAACAGUUUAGACAAACUAUAAUUGGUAUAAAUUAAACAGUAUUUUGGAAGGGCACUAUUAAUUAAUAAUUUUUUUAAAAAGCAGGUUCCUAAUUGAAGACCUUAAAGAAUCUUGAUUUUCAGAAAGUGGGUGCUAAAUUCUUACUGAAAAUUAGACCUCAUUAGGAUGCUACAAGUGAGGUACCUAAAAAUGGUAGCCUGCAAGAUCAAGAUUCACUUUUGAAAAAUUAGGCCAAAGGCUAUAUAAUGUAAGAAUGGUACGGAGUGUUUUUGAGCAUACACGUUUUAAUACAAGUGGUAGAGUGAACAAAAGUGAACAAGAAAAGAAAAGUUUGUAGUGUGUGUCACUGUAAUAUUUGUAAAACUGUCAGAUGGGAUAGCACUUAAAUAAAUAGCCUAAAAAAUAUAGGAUAAACAUUUUUUGGGGGUACUGAUGUUUAGCUUUUAGCUUAGAAAGGAAGUAUAUCAAUUUAGUAGAAAGUAAAAUAGUGCCCGGUUUUAUACAUUGAGCCUUGUACAUUGUCCAUUUUUUUUCUGCUCUCGCACCUCUAACAGGCCUCAAAUGUUAAAGCAUAGGAGUCCAUUCUAGCCGAUCACAGUGCAAGAGACUAAGUCAGGAACAGUGCCAUAGAAACCAGUGGUUACCAAGAAGAGUAGUAAAGUAAUCAUUACUUAAAGUUUUAAAAUCAAGAUUUAGAUGUCUUUCUAAAAUGGAUCUUGUGAGUCAACCAUGAGUUAUUGGGGUCACUAGCGUCGACUUGCACAUUUGGAAACAAAAAACAAAAAAUUCUUUUAGGGCCAGAAUUACUGUGUAAAAUUUUUGGCCUGUGUUAUGCUGCAGGCCAGACUUGAUGUCCAUGGUUCCUUCUGGCCUUAAACUCUAUGAAUUAUACCCUGCGUGUGGUCUCUUGUGUCAGUUAUCUGAAGAAAUUCAAUGCUGGUAAGAAUUAUUCAUAACAUGUUUAUAUUACUCAUUUUCUAAAUUGCUAAAUAUCUUAUUUUUCAGUUUUUGCUUUUUUGUUUUUCAGUGCAACCAUUAGUGUUAAAUCUAGUAAUGGUGUUCUUCUAUGGAUACUAAGUGAUGGUAAAUAAUAAGCUGAUAUUGACUUCAGUUGAGGUGCUUAUUGAGAUUCAUUGCUCUGAGAGGUAAAUAUUGAUUGAAGCAAAGAUAACAUCAAUAUUUAAUACAAGAAACAAUAAACUAGGAUGUUCAUUGAACCAAGAAUUCAGUUAUCUGUAUUGUUACAUACUUUCUGAAUGUGAAGAUUAUCUGGAUAGCCCUACAUUUUAGUAAGAGUUUUCAAAUGCAUGUCAGCUUUUCCUUUUAAACAGAGUCUCUAAAAAGGUUAUGAAGCUGGAAAAGAAAUAAAUAAUUGGACUGUGUGCCCCCUUUUCCUCCCCCACAUCAGAAUUCACUAAUUUCUAUGUGCUAUCUAAUUAGUUAAUGUCCUUUUGGAUCUCAGUACUAUUGACCUUUUGAGGAGAUAAGCAAUAGGACCUUAGCCUGCAUUUUUUUCAAAGCCAGUCUUGAGCCACAAGUGUUCUCCUGUAUGUACUCAUAGUAGUUAAGGUGAGUUUCAGCACUUUGCCAGGAAGUAGCAGUUUUACCUCCUUUGGUUAUUUGGCAUGUAUUUUGUCCAUCUCUAAGUCUAUAUGGGUAUGUCUACACUGCAACCCUAGUUCGAACAAGGGUGGCUAAUGUAGGCAUUCGAACUUGCAAA
Pelodiscus sinensis (Chinese soft-shelled turtle) is the source of this 3689-nucleotide messenger RNA. The record is from RefSeq and is a predicted model, not a curated record. Lineage: Eukaryota; Metazoa; Chordata; Testudines; Trionychidae.